AUGGGCGCCACCGCAAAGAAACAAAAGCGCGAGGUCUACCGCAACAAGGUCGCCGCCGUGACCUCUGCGGAAUCUGGCGAAGCCGCACUCGCAGCCCUGAAACUGCCCCAGAAAAAAUACUACAGACAGCGCGCCCAUGCAAAUCCGUUCUCAGAUCAUUUGUUGAAGUAUCCUCUCAGCCCGGCACACAUGGACUGGGCGACACAUUUCCCGGCAUUCGUGAAUCCGGACCCCUCGCAGACGAAUCUCGCUGGCACAAGGAAGCUGAUCAAGGAUGUGGAGGUUGUUGAUAUUGGGUGUGGAUUCGGCGGGUUGCUCGUUGGGCUUGCGCCCGUUUUGCCGGAUACACUUAUGGUUGGAAUGGAAAUCCGUGUCCAAGUAACGGAAUAUCUGACAAACCGCAUUAAAGCCCUUCGCCACCAACAAGCGCUCAAACUUCAACUCCAACAAUCCUCCGCCGCAUCAACACCAGCCGCUGCCCCCUCCCCAUCCCCAGCUCCGGUCCCCGAGACCCCCACCGCCAACGAUCCCUCAGUCGAUGACUCCGAGAUCUUUCCGUCGACCCUAAUCCCAGGCGGAUACCAAAACAUCACAGCGAUUCGCGCCAACACGAUGAAAUUCCUCCCAAAUUUCUUCGCGCGCGGUCAACUAUCCAAGAUCUUCAUCUGUUUUCCAGAUCCUCAUUUCAAGGCGCGGAAGCAUAAGGCGAGGAUUGUCAGCGAGACGCUAAAUGCGGAGUAUGCGUAUGCGCUUCGACCGGGAGGCUUGCUGUAUACGAUCACGGAUGUGGAGGAGUACCAUUACUGGAUUCUAAGGCACUUUGGGUACGAUGUUGAGGCUGAGCAGGCUCAAAAGCAGGGUGAAGGUCAGGAGGAGGUGCAAGAAUCAGUGGGGAAGAGAGAGGGGUCAGCGGAAUUGUUUGAGCGAGUGAGCGAGGAGGACAUUGAAAAAGACGAGUGUGUUCGGGUUAUGAAAGAGGCCACAGAAGAGGGAAAGAAGGUUGCGAGGAAUGGGGGAAAUAAGUACGUGGCUGUUUUUAGGAGGAAGAGUAACCCGGAAUGGGUUUGA
Aspergillus nidulans FGSC A4 is the source of this 1068-nucleotide messenger RNA. RefSeq names its product tRNA (guanine46-N7)-methyltransferase (gene trm8). Lineage: Eukaryota; Fungi; Ascomycota; Eurotiomycetes; Eurotiales; Aspergillaceae. The record is from RefSeq and is a predicted model, not a curated record. The transcript has 3 exons. Bases 1 to 1068 code for a protein of 355 amino acids.